AUGAGCACAAUGUUGGAAAGUCCCCCUGUUUCUACAAGCAAACGCCGCGCGUCUUCGCCAGCUGGCUACAACUCUCUGCCGCAACAUUCACACUCCCACUUGGCAAAGCGGGUUCGUUCCCAGGUGGCGAAACCGAGCCAAUUCCAAAAGCUUCCUGUUACGGUUUUGUCCGGAUUCUUGGGCGCCGGCAAAACGACCCUCCUCAACCAUGUGCUCAACAACCGCGAGGGCCUGAAGGUGGCUGUGAUUGUGAACGACAUGUCCGAGGUCAACAUUGACAUUCAGCUCGUCCAACGCGGCGAGGCGUCACUCAGCAAAGUGGACGAACAGCUGGUCGAGAUGACGAAUGGCUGCAUUUGCUGCACCUUGCGCGAGGACUUGCUUGUGGAGAUUUCAAAGCUGGCCAAGGCCGGCAAGUUUGAUUACUUGCUGAUUGAGUCGUCCGGCAUCUCGGAGCCACUGCCGGUCGCAGAGACCUUCACCUUCAAGGACAAGCGUGGCAAGUCCCUGGGCGACGUGGCAUACCUGGACACGAUGGUCACGGUGGUGGACAGCCACAACUUUCUGAAGGACUUCCACUCGGUCGACACGCUCAAAAAGCGCGAAAUGCAGGCGUCGGACAAGGACGCUCGCACAAUCGUCGACCUGCUCACGGACCAGAUCGAGUUUGCCAACGUCAUCGUUCUGAACAAGACUUCGAUGCUGACUCCCAGCGAGCAGGUCAAGCUGGCGGGCAUUGUUCACCACCUGAAUCCGGACGCGAAAAUCAUCCCGACAGACAACAGCGUGGUGGCCAGCAAUGCCAUUCUCAACACGGGUCUGUUCUCGAUGGAGAAGGCCGAAGAGGCACCCGGCUGGUUGAAGGAGAUUCGAGGCCAGCAUGUGCCGGAAACUGUCGAGUACGGCAUUUCUAGCUUUGUCCUGCGCUCGCGCAAGCCGUUCCACCCUCAACGACUCCAUGACCUGCUGCGAGACGAAUCUGCAAUGCAGUCCGUCAUCCGCUCCAAAGGGUUUUUCUGGCUGGCCAACGACAUGAAGUUCAACUACAUCUGGAACCAGGCCGGGCGCCUGGGUUCGUUCAUCCGCGGAGCUCACUGGUUUGCCGUCCAGGACAAGAAGAACUGGCCCAAGGGCACCAAGGAGAAGCAGGCCAUCUUGAAGUCAUGGCACCCCAAGUUUGGCGAUCGUCGCCAAGAGAUGGUGUUUAUUGGCCAGAUGGACAAGGAGACGGUUCUUGCUGCGUUGGAGGCGUGUUUGUUGACCAACGAGGAGCUGGCUCAAGGCCCUGAAGUCUGGCGCACCUACGAAAAUCCGAUGAUGUCGCUGCUGACGCGCGAAGAAGACGAGAGUGAUUGGAGCGAUGAGGACGUGCUCGAAGAGGAGAUUGGCGUCACCCGCGAGCAGGAUCAUCCCGAGACCGCGGAUGACGACGACAAGUGCGAUCGUAUGGAUGUGGACGACGCAUAAUCUGUAUGUGUGCAUGUGGUGUGCUAUUGUGGUGGUCGUUUCGCUUCAAGCAAGCAAGGCG
This is a messenger RNA of Capsaspora owczarzaki ATCC 30864, 1528 nucleotides long. Its product is annotated as cobalamin synthesis protein P47K. The record is from RefSeq and is a predicted model, not a curated record. Bases 1 to 1467 code for a protein of 488 amino acids. Lineage: Eukaryota; Filasterea; Ministeriida; Capsasporidae. The transcript has 5 exons.